CACACUGCACUUUCUCUUCCGCCGUUGGCGGCAUAACUCUUUUGUUUCGCGACCAUUUUCAAUUUCAAUUUUCCUUCCGUCCUUCCACCGUGCGUGCGGAUUUGCUCACCCUUUCAUAGGACUGACAAUUCUACUAAAGUCCCGAAGGCUGUCACAAAUUGAGAAAACAAGCUUUAAAUUCGUUGACGAAGAAAUUUGAACAAACAUGGACGACUGGGACUUUAGCGGUGACACUAACAACGGAAAUGACUCUUCCUUCGGAGGAGGAUAUGGCGGAGGCGGCAAAGGCCGAGGUUUCUCUCAAUACGAGGAAGAAGACGGCGAUUCCGGGUUCGGAGGAGGUGGCUUCCGCGGAGGACGCGGCGGUCGCGGUGGAGGCCGCGGUCGAGGAGGCGGCCGGGGAGGCCGAGGAGGUCGUGGUGGUUUUAAUGACGGGGGCGGAUACCGUAACCGCGAUGAUGAUGAUGAUAAUGACGGAGGCGAUUCCUAUAACCGAGAUCGCGAUGAUGGUGGCCGAGGCCGUGGAAGAGGCAGGGGCAGGGGCCGAGGUGGCUUCUCGAAUGGAGGAGGCUAUGGUGAUGAGUCAAAUGGUGAUGAUGGUGGCUUUGGUCACGAGGGCAAUGGCGAAGUGGACCCCAAUAAACCCGCUGCCCAAACUUACAUUCCGGAAGAGCGGACAGAGGAUGAUUUAUAUGAUAGUGGAAUCUCAAGUGGAAUAAACUUCAGCAAAUACGAAAACAUACCAGUUCAAGUCUCUGGAGAAAAUAAACCAAAACCAAUUCCCAGUUAUGAAGCUUCUGGGCUUAGACCUCUACUAUUGGACAACAUUAAGAAAAUGAAAUAUACUACACCGACCCCGAUCCAGAAAUAUUCAAUCCCUAUAGUAAUGGCAAAACGCGAUUUGAUGGCGUGCGCCCAAACAGGAUCAGGCAAAACGGCCGCCUUUCUUCUGCCAGUCAUCCAUGAUUUACUUGAGAACCCAGCGGAUUCAAGUGGCGGUGGUGGUUACGGUCAAGCCAUUGAGCCGUUAGCUGUUGUUAUGGCACCUACCAGAGAAUUGGCUAUUCAAAUUUAUGAAAACGCUAAGAUUUUUGUUCGUGGAUCUGCGGUACAAGCACAAGUAGCAUAUGGUGGUACGCAUGUGUCAACACAAAAAUCCCGGAUUGCGAGAGGUUGCCACAUAUUGGUCGCAACUGCAGGAAGAUUAAAUGACUUUCUAGAGCGGGGAUUCAUCACUUUUAAUUCUUGCCGCUUUUUCAUAUUGGAUGAGGCUGAUAGAAUGUUGGACAUGGGUUUCUUACCCAACAUAGAAAAAUGUCUUCAUCAUCCUUCGAUGGAGCCAUUAAAGGAAGAACGAACCAUAUUGAUGUUUUCUGCAACUUUCCCGCAAGAAAUACAGAAACUAGCUCAAAGGUUCUUGAGGAAUCAUCUCUUUUUAUCUGUUGGUAUUGUUGGUGGUGCUUGUGAGGAUGUCACACAAAGGUUCUUUGAAGUCUCAAAGUUUGAGAAAAAGGAUAAAUUAAAAGAAAUUCUUACAGAGGAAGGUGCUGAAAAAACUUUAGUCUUUGUAGAAACCAAGAGACUUGCCGACAUAAUUGCAGUAUUUCUCUCAGAGCACAACUUCCCAACCACAAGUAUUCAUGGAGAUCGACUUCAGAACGAGAGAGAGCAAGCGCUUUAUGAUUUCAAGUGUGGUCGCAUGAAAAUUUUGGUCGCCACUGCUGUAGCUGCUCGUGGUCUAGACAUCAAGGGUGUAGAGCAUGUGGUUAACUUUGAUCUGCCAAAAGAAUUGGAAGAGUAUAUUCAUCGCAUUGGGCGAACUGGAAGACUCGGAAAUAAAGGUCUAGCGACCAGCUUUUUCGACCCCUCUCACGAUAGUUCCUUAGCACCUAAUUUGGUGAAAAUGCUGGAAGAUUGUAAACAACCAGUGCCCGAUUUUCUGACUCAAGCUGCAGGCGGUGGAAGAGGAGCCUACGAGGCCGAUGAUUUUGGAGGAAGAGAUUUCCGAAGCAACGACAAUGGUCAUUCAAAUGCUGGAGUACAAGAAGAAGAAGAAGCGUGGUAAUUGUCCACCCUUUGUCUUUUUUCUUUUCUUUCAUUUUUAUUUCAUGUUCUCCUAUUAUUUUUUGGUUUAUAAGUUAAGUAUUAUUUAUGAUACCAUUUUCUCAUUAUUUUUUUUGUCUAUUCAUCUAAUUCUGAAAAAUUCAUGAUACUACGUUUCAAGCCUAAAGCUAUUUUUCUCAUUUCAAUUAUUUAGUUCUGAUAAAGUUACUCUCAUUUGAUAAUAUCAUUCAAAAGAAAUGGAUUGAACAUUAACUCACAUCAAGCCUAUUUCUUGUGUUUACUCAUCAUAAACUUAAAUAACUUAUUGGCACACCAAAUCAGUGGUAACACACCGAUUUACUGGCUCCAUCACUGGUUUUACAUAGCCGUUCGACAAUUGUAAUCUAAACAGACACAUGACUAUGUCUCAAUCAUGUGUUCCCUGCCAUCAAAAUUUCAUGUGUUCAUGGAGUCAUUAACCGAUUUAUGAUUUGUUUAUGACAACAUCGCACCGGCUCAACGCAUUUCACUCCACACAGAAUGGGCCAAUGACAUUCAUCGAUUCUAACUCACUUUCUGACAGAAUACACUGUCAUAAGAAUAUUAGAAUAGCUUUGCUACAAUCUUGCCACAAUUCCUUGCAACUGACUCAUUAGGAUUUGAUGUUAUGUUUCAUUGUUGUGGUUGGAACCAUUAGGAAUCGAUGUGUUGAAUAUCUCUAGAAUGACAUAGCUGGUAAAUCAGGACGUUUCAACUGCUUAGCUCUAUUUUCAGUGGCUUGCAUAAGUUAUCACACUAUACGAUCUUUGCCAGUUCUUUGUAAUCAGGAUAUGACUCCUUGAAAGUUAACUGAAAAAGGAUGAAAAUAAUCAUUCUAAUUUCAAUUAACAGUUUACAGUACACAAAUAAAAAUAAUGUAAGUAUAGAUUCAUUUAAUAGCAGGAAAUCAUUGUGAACGAUCGCAGACCACUCUUCGAGACUAACUUCAAGUAAUUAAACAAAAGUCUUCAAUUCAUUUUGUUUGAAUGAUUCUAUUAAACUCCUUUUUACCUUUUCUUGGAUUUAUAUCAUGUUUUAUUAUGUCUACAUUUUUCUAAUAAGCUGUACAUUCUUCUUCAAAUUCUGACUUGUUCGGUGACAAAAUUGUGACUAGUCAGGCAAAAUUUUGACAUAAUCUUUCACUGCAUAAAGGUUGUCAACAGUGUCGUCAAAUUCAGUGUCCAAAGUAAUUGGCAAGAACUUGCCAACUUUUUAUCUACGUUUUUAACUAACUCUCGGUGAUUGAAUUGCUGAUCCUCACCGGUUACUUUGCAUUGUAAAAUUGACAACUCAGCUAAAAACCGCGUUCUAAGUAUGUAAAUCUCAUUUAUACGAGUUAAAUAACAUUCGACAGGAGUGUUUCCUCAUUAGACUGUGAUAAGUAGUAUAGUUUAUCUUCUUCUUAUCAGUGAGGAGCCAUCUCAUCAUGGUGGAUAGAAGAAGGUUUGAGGCAUCUUUAUUCAUGUUAAAUGUUGCGUUCGUCUGUAUUGACCUCUCAAAUCUCCUUUGACUGAUAUUUUAAAUGUAACAUUAGAUUAUCCUGAGUCUGACAGGAAAAUAUUAGUUUAUAGCAUCAAUCUGUGAAUUGCUCUUGCGCCAAAAAGUUAGAAGACUGUGGCCUGAGCCAUAAUUUUAAUUCUGUAAACUCAGAAUUGAAGUAAUGAGGGAUUGCCUUGAUCUUCUUCGAUUCCUGCAGUGUCUAUUUGCAGACGAGAUAGAUAAAUCAACUAAAGUGAACUUACCCUUUUGAACGAAAUGCCAUAGCUUUAGGGGUGAGUGAAUUUUUGAAAAAAUUGUUUCCAGUCAUCGGUUAUCCAAUUAAAUGAUGUUAGACCUUAUUUCUUGACAAGUGAAUAAACAUAAUGAUGACAGGAUUUACCUUUUAUUAGUUGAACCUGAUUCAAAAUGGGCUCAUGUGCCUUCGAAUUCCCCGUUUUUUUCAUUAUAAUGUGUCGUUUAGUUAAGCUCUUAAAUUUUAAAAUGAAGCCCUCUGCUUUAUUUUGUUAACUAUACUUAGUCUCAUAAUUUUCUAUAUUUUUUACGUGAAAAUUUUUAUGUUAAUUGUAGAUCCUGUUCUAAAGUUAAUUUUUUGUUACCUGACAUAUUUUUUUACUGUUUGAGAGUAAGGUUACUUACUAUUAAAAUAUCUUUUGUUCAGUACA
This is a messenger RNA of Bemisia tabaci, 4244 nucleotides long. RefSeq names its product ATP-dependent RNA helicase vasa (gene vas). Gene Ontology annotation, molecular function: ATP binding; nucleic acid binding; RNA helicase activity. Lineage: Eukaryota; Metazoa; Arthropoda; Insecta; Hemiptera; Aleyrodidae. The record is from RefSeq and is a predicted model, not a curated record.